This is a messenger RNA of Brassica napus (rape), 2711 nucleotides long. RefSeq names its product protein TRM32-like. NCBI's taxonomy places the organism in Eukaryota, Viridiplantae, Streptophyta, Magnoliopsida, Brassicales, Brassicaceae. The record is from RefSeq and is a predicted model, not a curated record. The transcript has 5 exons. Bases 253 to 2589 code for a protein of 778 amino acids.
UAAUUUAAAUUAUAUAAAUAAUACAAAACGGCAAAUUCUCAAAAGUUCAUGUUACGCACGCUUCCGGUCUCUCUGUCUCUACCGUUUAAUUUUCUCUGUCUCCCCUCUCUCUCUCUGUCUGUCUGUCUCUCCCGCCAUGGCAAUGACGACCGUGAAGCUGCUCCACACAAAUCAUAUAGACAUUCAUAUCCAUAAGGUUUGAUAACAUUUUGGUAGCCUGGAUUGAGUUUUUUAAAGAUCACAGCUCAAGCAAUGGGGAAGAACUUGCGUCAGAAAGUGACAUGCUCCCCAAUCCAAAACCAUCCUGGAUUCAUGUGGGGACUCUUUGACAUUCUUAAGCACAACCAUUGGCGUUACAUCAAGAAACGUCUUCCUCACAAAAGACCCAUCGGUGGUAGACGAAGUGCUUCUGCUGGAACAAAAAGCGAAGUAAAUAACACAGUUACAUCACCAGAUACUAUUCCCGUUUCUAAGAGCAAGGUUGAAGAUAAAACAAAUGCAGACUCUGGGAAAAGACCCAAGAAGCCUAGUUCUUCUGCAGUAAAGUCCAAAGAUUCUUCUAACUCAGGGGAGAAGCCAAAAAGGAAUCCUAGUUCAGAAGACAAGUCCAAGAAUCUCAACUCAGAAGAGAAGCGGAGAAGGACACAUUCAGAGAUCAAAAAGUCUGUCAAGGCUUUGAUCAAGGCACUUGUAAUAGAAGACAAGUCCAAGAGGAAAGGCCGUCACCACAGAAGCUCCACUUACCCUGUCCAAUCAAACCCAAAGGACAAGGAGUCAUUGAGUGAAGUAAGAGAAUCUUCUGACAAGGAUUCCUCAGACAAGAAGAUUGCCAUUUCACCCUCCACUGGUUCACUGAACCCUCUUUACCUCAUGUCAGAGGAAUCAAGCUACAGCGACAGCGAAGACUUUAAGUCAGAGAAAACCCCAGCUGAUGAAAGUGAUCAUUUCAAGAAGAAGAAGGAGGAAGCUCGGUCUGAUCCAAAGUUGAAAGAGGAUUAUGAUACAUCAUCAUCGCCUAGACAGACAAAAGCAUGUCUUGAUGCUCUCAACCUGAUACACAUGAACAGAAACUUCUUAUUAAAAGUCUUGCAGGAUCCUGGUUCACCACUAGCCAGGCAUUUCCAGAGAGAACAAGCUUUUAGCUCCAAAACCAUGACUAGAUCAGGAUCCUUUCCUACUCAUGAACAUAGUAAUGUAGCACCAACAUCUCCUUCCAUAGCUGUAGAACUCAAAGCAGUGGAGAAACUUGCGGAUGAAGAUUCAUCUGGUUACACGAGGAAGAGAGGAAAGAACCACCAAGUGGUGAUCAAGCGUUUCAAGGAUCUAAGACAGAAGAUAAAGCAUGUCAUCAACGAGAACAAGAGCGAGAAGCACCGUAUCACUAUGGAUGCUGUCUUAGACAAAGUACCUCGAAAGUACGGUUUUUCCAAAGAUUUGAGACAGGACGUCUUGUCUCACUGUUCUGCUACUAAGAAGGAAGGAUCAAAACCGAGGCAGAUAAGAAGGACAUCGUCUCUGUGUGGAUCGGUUGAUAGAUAUCUUCAGCUGUAUGAAAAGAGCUUUCAAAAGAACAAUGCUACUUCAGAGAAAUCGAAGGUGGAGGAGUCUGAGGAACCAGCAUUGUCUUGUAAGAUAGUUCCUAAGAUCUUGGGAAGGAUUCUUUCAUUACCUGGAACUAAAUCUCCUUAUGCUUUGAAGACUGAGGACGUUCCUGACCUAUUCACAACUUCAAGUAUAUCAAUGGAGCAAGAACAAGAACAAGAUGGUCUGGACGACAUUUCAGAGAUCUCAGAAGAUCAGUCUUCAGAACACGAAAUGCCAGAGACAGAACAAGACAGAGAAGUCUCUAGGCUUGAUGUUGAAACUGAAACAAAAUCUUUGUAUGAACCAUCAGUAGACUGUCUAAUUUUUGAUGAUAAUGCAUCUGAAUCUCACAUCCCACGAGAUUUAAAGGUAGGGCACGAUCCGGAUACAGAGACUUGUGAAACAAGAAAACAGUUAGAGAGCAUAACAGCAGAAGCCAUAGACGAAUACCUUCAGAUAGAAGCACAAGAUAAAGGGAAGUUCAACUAUGUAAGAGACAUUCUCGAGAUCUCUGGUUUCAACGCACCUGAAUCUCUCUCAAUGUGGCAAUCAGAUUACCAGCCGCUAGAUCCAUUAGUCUACGAAGAAAUGACCACAACAGCAACAAUAGGAUGUAUGAUCCAAGAUCCAGAAUGUUCAAGAAACGAUUAUGGUGAAGAAGAAGAAAGCAACUGCAACCACUUGCUUCUCUUUGAUUUAAUCAAUGAGGUACUAAUCGAAAUCUACGAAAGGUCUUACCAUUACUGUCCCAAGCCAUUGUCAAAUUUAUGUAGAAUCCAUCCAAUGCCGGUGGGGUAUAGUGUUUUGAAAGAUGUUUGGGUUAGAAUAAACUUUUACUUGCGUUACAAGCCACACGAUGAGCAAUCUUUUGAUGAGAUUAUGAGUAGGGAUUUGAGGAGAGAUGAUGGGUGGAUGGAUUUGCAGUUUGAGAGUGAGUGCGUUGGGAUAGAAGUUGAGGAUUUGAUCUUUGAGGAGCUUCUUGAGGAACUGCUUGGAUCCUGUUAAGAACUUGAAUCAUUUCUUUGGGUUGUUGUUGUUGAUGUUCUGUUGCUUGGAGUUUAAGAUACGUAAAAGAGAAAACAUGGUGUUUAUUCGUAAUUUUUAUAAUGCGGAAUCAAAUUAAUGUA